AUGGCGGUGGAUCAGAAGAGAGACGUCGAACUUGUUGAAGAGUCGCCGCAUGAUGAUGUCAAGAGCCAGACCGCAACGGGCUCUCGAAUCGACCCAGAGGCGCAGGCGAGCCUGCUGCGAAAGCUCGACUAUCGAGUGAUGCCUGUCUUCUUCAUUAUGUAUUUUCUGAAUCAUUGGGAUCGAAACGGACUGCCCCAGGCGCGUCUCGAUGACAUUGAAGAACAUCUCGGUCUCGUGGGAAACCAAUACAACGUCUGCAUCUCCAUCCUGUAUGUGGGAUACUUGCUGGCCGGAAUCCCAUCCAACAUGCUCCUGACUCGAAUCCGGCCAUCCAUUUACCUUGGUGUCUGUAUGUGUGGAUGGGCUAUCGUCUCUGCUUGCACAUCCCUCGCCCACAACUAUCACACCAUGUUAAUCCUGAGAUUUCUGCUGGGAUUUUUGGAGGCCCCCUUCUAUCCCGGAAUUUUCGCAUCUCUUUCCGGUCGAUAUGGCCUGAACGGAUGGCAAUGGUUGUUCAUCAUCGAGGGAACCGCCACUUUUGGAGUCGCCGUUAUCGCCAUCUUCCUCCUUCCUGAUAACCCCGGUACGACGCACUGGAUGAGCGAUGCUGAAAACGCAUGUGCUGUCAUCCGACUGGAGGAAGACGGCAUCAAUGAGCUCCAGCACGAGACACCCUUGCAAGGAUUUAUGAGCGCAAUCAAGGACUACAAGGUGUGGAUGUUCAUGUUGAUGCAGAACAUGCAUUUCUCUGGCAUGUCCUUCAACCAGUUCUUCCCUACCCUUGUCAAGACACUGGGGUACGGCAAGAUCACCACUCUUCUCCUCACAGCACCCCCUUACGUCUUCUCUGCGCUGUUUUCACUGGCCUUUGCUCGCUCUUCAGGCUACUUCAACGAGCGAACCUGGCAUAUCGCAAGCGGAAACGCCCUGGGAAUCGUUGGCUUUGUGCUUGCCUGUGCGACAACAGGACUUGCCCCUCGAUACGCCGCCUGCUUCCUAUUUGCUGCCGGUUCGUAUUGCACGGGAAGCAUCAUCCUCGGCUGGGCUGCAACCAAUACUGCCGACUCGCACGAGAAGAAGGCUGUCACAAUGGCCAUGGUCAACUUCUCGGCCGUCCUCGCCAACGUCUACACGGCGUACCUUUGGCCUACGUCAGAUGGCCCUCGAUACCUGAUGGGACUUGGAUCAAGUGCUGGAUUCUGCGCACUGUGCAUUGCUGCUGCAAUGGCUGGUAGAAUUGUAUUCCAGCGGGAGAACGCGAAGCGUCUCCGUGGUGCCAGUGGUGGCGAGGUCAGGUUGUCGGAACGAGGGCCUGAUGUGGCCAGCUGGAAGGUCGUCAAGGGGUUCUGA
Messenger RNA from Ilyonectria robusta, 1350 nucleotides. Its product is annotated as putative MFS transporter. Gene Ontology annotation, biological process: transmembrane transport. The transcript has 6 exons. The record is from RefSeq and is a predicted model, not a curated record. The coding region runs from base 1 to 1350 and encodes 449 amino acids. NCBI's taxonomy places the organism in Eukaryota, Fungi, Ascomycota, Sordariomycetes, Hypocreales, Nectriaceae. Gene Ontology annotation, cellular component: membrane. Gene Ontology annotation, molecular function: transmembrane transporter activity.